Molecule: messenger RNA, 1092 nt
Organism: Darwinula stevensoni
Lineage: Eukaryota; Metazoa; Arthropoda; Ostracoda; Podocopida; Darwinulidae
Source: the annotation of a GenBank genome assembly
CCUGCUUCUAAUGAUGGUUGUCCUGUUAAAAAAGCAGACUUUAAAGAAGAAGCUGUAAAAGCAACACAAGCGUUACAAAACUUAGAGUUUGAUUCAGGUAAAUCAACAAUCAGAGCUGAAGGUCAAGCUAAAUUAGAUGCUGCUGCUAGUAUCAUUAAAGCUAAUACUGGUAAAUAUAUGAUAUCUGGUCAUACAGAUAAUACAGGGUCUGCUGCAUUGAAUCAAAAAUUAUCUCAAGCUAGAGCACAAGCUGUUGUAAAAGCUUUGGAAAGCAGAGGAGUGGAAUCUGGAAGGUUGUUAGCUAAAGGAUUUGGAUCAAGCAAACCAAUUGCAGAUAAUAAAACGGCAGAAGGCAAACAACAAAACAGAAGGGUUGAAGUAGGAGCAUUAUCUGAUGAAGAGUACCAACAAAAUAUGGUGGCUCCAUCUACUAAACCUGCUCUUUAUAAUGUGAAUAUGGCAAAGAAAAAAAUACAGCGAUUUAAAGAAAACGAAACGUUUAAACACCUAUUUCAACCCAAUCGAGAAGAUAUCUUGAGUGGAUUUUCACUUAAAUCUAAGUGGAAUAAAGCAGUUUUUAAAAAUGACUUUCCAAUUAUUUUAGAGCUUGGAUGUGGAAAGGGAGAGUACACAAUUGAGAUGGCAAAAAAACAUCCAGAAUAUAAUUUUAUUGGAAUAGAUUUAAAAGGAGCUAGAUUGUGGCGUGGUGCAAAGUCAGUUCAAGAAGAAAGUUUAAAAAAUGUUGCUUUUAUUAGAACUCAAAUAGAGUUAAUAGAAUAUUUAUUCUUUGAACAAGAAAUAUCAGAAAUUUGGAUCACCUUUCCAGACCCUCAAAUCAAAUAUAGAAGAGCUAAACAUAGGUUAACACAUCCCUUUUUUUUAGAGAAAUAUAAAAAAAUUCUAAAAACAGAUGGAGUUAUUCAUUUAAAGACAGACAGUGAUUUUUUAUAUGGCUAUACACAUGGAAUUAUUCAAGAAAAAAACUAUACCGUAUUGCUCACUAGUCACAAUAUAUACCACCCUGAUGCCAAAAAUAUCCCCGAAUAUGUUACAGAAAUUAAAACUUUUUAUGAAAACAAAUUUUUAUCUAAA